AUGGAUAUGGACAUUGAAGAUGAAGUAGUUCGUCUAUUUAGCAAAUCAGGACUAUCUGAAGCUGCUGAUUUAUUAAAGGGUAUGCUUAUCACAUCAUGUGACCCAUAUGUUCAAAAUAUCAUUAAAACAUUCAAAUUGAAUGCAUUGGUUGUACAUGAUGAAUGGGAGUUGUUUUGUGUCAACAAUAGAGUCAGUUCUGAUCAUGCAACCUAUCUUGACAAGUUUAAGAUUGCUGUCAAAAAGAAUGUUAAUGAAUUGAAAAAGAGAUUGGGUAAUACUAAAACUAUUACUCAUCAAUAUCAUAACAAACCAACGUUAAUGUUUAAAUUCCUCUUCUCUCAUAGAGACCAAACCUUACAAAACAAAAUAGACAAACAAGAUGAACAAGAAUUUGAUGAAAUCUUUGAUUUUAGUGAUGUACCUACUGUUGAGAUGGUUCCUCUACCUAAUAACAACAAUAAUAACAAUAAUAACAGUACAGAUAAUAAUACAGAUAAUUAUAUAGAUGAUGAAUUUGAAAUGGAUUUAACAGAAGAUAAUAAUAAUAAUACAUUUAAUGGAAUAUCAUCUGGAUUAUCAAGUCAUGAUAAACAACAAUCUCAAAGAGCUAUUCGAUUUGCACAAACCAAGGUUCCAUCAUUCCGAUUUGACAAGAGACAAGGAGCCGACGAGAUUGUACAAGAAUACGUUGGAGAGCGGUUAAAGAGCAAGGAUAUAGCUCCACAACAAAAAAUGAUACCAAAAAUAAUUGAAAUGGUGCCUCCAUCCAAAGACAGUGGCAACGUAGAUAAUACUCCAUACCCAACCAAAUACAUGUCACAGACACUAGAAGGCAGAACAAAGGCACUUGGUGACAGCGUUCUAAAGUACUAUGACCAAUUCCAAGUCGAAUUUGAUCCAGUUGCAAAUGCAGACCCAUCAAAUGAAAUUCAACGUGCUGUUGGUCGUAUUUGGUUAUACAAGACUGGUCUGUCAUUGACCUCUCAAUUCAAGUUACUUGGUAAUAAUCAAAGUUCUGUAAACACCUUUUCCAUUCCAAAUCCAAAUGAACCAAUCUUUUCCGGUCAAGUCGUCAUGGUUGAAGGUAAAAGAAUACCAGGUCAACAUUUUGGUUGUUCAAAGAUUUAUUAUCCAAAACAAUUAGAAUUUUUAAAUUCAAAUCAGAGAAGUAAAAAAGAUUCCAGUUGUUAUAUCAUUGUUGCAUCUGGACCAUUUAGUGAAUAUGAAAAUACUCUAUAUCAUCCAUUCAAGGAAUUAUGUAAAGUAAUUGAAAAUAAGAGACCAAAUAUUGUUAUUUUGAAUGGACCAUUUAUAGAUGAAUCAAAUCAAAAUAAUCAAUUUUUGGAUAAAUCAUUUGAAGAAUUUUUCUAUGAAGAUAUUAUUCAACCUUUGGAAUCCAUUACAUCAACUCAAUUCAUUAUUUGUCCAUCUCUAAGAGAUGUUCAACAUGAUUAUGUAUAUCCACAACCACCAUUUAAAUCUAGAUCUAAAAAUACUAGUAGUAAUAUACAUUUUGUUACAAAUCCAUCGACCUUGUUGAUUGACAAUUCAUUUACCAUUGGUCUUAGUAAUACUAAUAUCAUUCAACAAUUAGAGUUGAGAUUAGAUAAUGGUAAAAACGAUAUAAAGACAACUGGAACUCCACUUAUUUGUGAAAAGAUUAUUCAACAACAAUGUUAUUAUCCUUUACAUCCAGCAGAAGUACCAAUAGAAACACAAUUUAUCGAUUCAAUUAAAUUCCCAUCAAUCACACCCGAUAUUUUAAUAUUUGGAAAAGUUGAUAAACCAUUUAUUGCUAAUUCAAAUGAAGUACUGUGUAUUGGUUCAGGUCAAUUAAUGAAUCAUAGUGGAAAGACAGGAACUUAUACCGAAUUGAUUGUUGCACCUGGUGAUGAAAUCAUUGUCCAUAGAUCAAAAGUAAUCACAAGAAUAAUUUAA
Messenger RNA from Cavenderia fasciculata, 1938 nucleotides. RefSeq lists its product as uncharacterized. Gene Ontology annotation, molecular function: DNA binding. Gene Ontology annotation, cellular component: alpha DNA polymerase:primase complex. The coding region runs from base 1 to 1938 and encodes 645 amino acids. The transcript has 7 exons. Gene Ontology annotation, biological process: DNA replication; DNA replication initiation. Lineage: Eukaryota; Evosea; Eumycetozoa; Acytosteliales; Cavenderiaceae. The record is from RefSeq and is a predicted model, not a curated record.